Molecule: messenger RNA, 1229 nt
Organism: Scleropages formosus (Asian bonytongue)
Lineage: Eukaryota; Metazoa; Chordata; Actinopteri; Osteoglossiformes; Osteoglossidae
Gene: xrcc3
Product: X-ray repair complementing defective repair in Chinese hamster cells 3
Exons: 7
Coding region: 89-1147 (352 amino acids)
Biological process (GO): double-strand break repair via synthesis-dependent strand annealing; resolution of mitotic recombination intermediates; t-circle formation
Cellular component (GO): replication fork; Rad51C-XRCC3 complex
Molecular function (GO): ATP binding; four-way junction DNA binding; ATP-dependent DNA damage sensor activity
Source: RefSeq, a predicted model, not a curated record
ACGCCGUUUAAAAAUGUCAAUGUGAGAUGGGGUGUGGAAAGUUUUAUGCUUAAUUGUGUGCGCUUCCGAUUUUAAUUGCUAAGAAAUUAUGGACAUUGGGCAUCUUGAACUCAACCCAAGGAUUAUAAAUGCAGUGAAAAAAGCGAACUUGAGAUCGGCGCGGGACAUUCUAUCUCUUUCCGAUUCGGAUCUCCAGCGUCUUACGCAUCUGUCCGCCUCCAAUGUACGCAGUGUGCGCUCCGCCGUGGCCCUCGCGUGCCGCAGCCGAUCGCCUGCCGUCACGGCGCUGCAGCUGUACCGUGGCGAACGCCCAGCUCUGGAACCAGGCCACAAGCUGACGACGGGCUGCCCGGCACUGGACAGCUUGCUGCGAGGGGGCGUUUCGCUGACGGGCAUCACGGAGCUGGCUGGAGAGAGCGGCGCGGGAAAGACGCAGCUCGGCCUCCAGCUGUGCCUUACUGUGCAGUACCCACGCGAGUAUGGAGGGCUUAGCUCAGGAGCAGUGUUUAUCUGUACAGAGGAUUCAUUUCCAAUCAAGCGUCUUCGUCAGCUCAUCACCCUGCAGUCCAGGCUGAAGGCAGACUGUCCCGAAGACCAGCGGCGCAGAAUUCCCUUUAGUGACAACAUCUAUGUUGAACAUGCUGCUGAUUUGGGAGCACUGCAGACCUGCAUCUCUCAGCGGGUUCCUAUACUGCUGUCACAAGGUCUGGUGCGCCUAGUGGUGGUGGACUCUGUAGCUGCUCUGUUCCGCUGCGAGUUCCGGCCAGAGGAAACUGUGGAAAGAGCACGCCACCUGCUGGCCUUUGCCAGUACUCUGCAUCGCCUCAGUCACUCCUUCUGUGCACCUGUACUCUGUAUUAACCAGGUAACUGAUGUAGUAGACCCCUCUGGUUUGGCUGUCAGCAAUAUGGGGCUGGCAGAGACAAAGGUGCUGCCUGCCCUUGGUAUGGCCUGGGCCAACCAAGUCCUGGUGCGUCUGAUGCUGAGGCGGAUGGAGGGACACAAAAGUGUGGAUGGCUGGAGUGGCACACCACGGAAGCUGGAAGUACUGCUUGCACCACACCUCCCCCGCACAUCCUGCCUCUGCAGCAUUGUUGAGGAGGGAGUAAGGGGAAGCUUCACCCCAGGCUCUACCCCAUUGGACUAGGGGUCCUAGUGGACUCCUUGAAAUAGCAUACCUGGUUCAUGGGUGAUCCAUCAGUCCACAGCUUGCACACAUUGAAGAUGGU